AUGACAAUAGCAAAUGGUGCCCUGCACUUUGGUCCCGUGCCGCCGGGUUUUAUUGCUAUACCGGGAACACGGCGGCUGCUUUGGAUUCAGAGCAAGGACGUCUUAUUGCACCGGGUGAAACCGUUCAACAGGGUCAAAGAAACCAUUGGCGACGUAAUGCGAUAUCUAUGCUUUGUUGUUCCGUUCGGGCACUGUCAAUCACUUAUCAUCGUCACGGGGGAGCAGUGGACGCGUGCCCGCACGCCGGCGGCUGCGGCGCUACUGCCGGUCAGACCGAUCGCAAACCUCAACUCAACCGGCGAUCACAAUGGC
Iphiclides podalirius (scarce swallowtail) is the source of this 312-nucleotide messenger RNA. Lineage: Eukaryota; Metazoa; Arthropoda; Insecta; Lepidoptera; Papilionidae. The record is from the annotation of a GenBank genome assembly.